Camellia sinensis is the source of this 1009-nucleotide messenger RNA. RefSeq lists its product as uncharacterized. The record is from RefSeq and is a predicted model, not a curated record. NCBI's taxonomy places the organism in Eukaryota, Viridiplantae, Streptophyta, Magnoliopsida, Ericales, Theaceae.
AUACUACCCGACCCAUAAUUGCGAGUCCAUGCGACCCGAAAGAUGGAUAAAUGCCAUUUUGUUAUUUUGUUACAGGUGACUGAGCUUCAAGAAUACAGUUGAAGAAUCGUUGCAUUGUUGAUGUGUUGAAGACAAACUUUCUUCAAAUGAGUUGUUGUUGUUGUUGUGUUCAUUUCUAAUUGUAGCAAUUUAACGAACUUGUUCGAUUUGGGUGGAUUUAUUGUAAAUAUGGACAAGGUAUUGGAAUUUGGGAGGAAAGCAAUGUUGUACGUUAGGGUUUUAUCUGGGUACGAGGAACAUCGCAUCCGAUCUUACAGAUUGCACUUUCAAAAGCGUCUCCAACAGGCAGAGGAAAAGAAGGCAGCCUUGAAAAGGAUCCCAGAACAGAUUAUUUUAUCAGAGGUUCGCUGUAUGGUUAAGGAGAUGCAAGCUUUAAAUAGCAAGUUAGAAGAAACAGAGGCGGCUAUUGAUGAGUAUUUUAAGCCCAUCGAUAAGGAAGCUGAGAUCAUAAUGAAAAUGCAGCUUGAAGGAGAGGAAAAAUCAAUGAGGGAGAUGAUGAAAGUAAUGCAAACACAGGCUUUGCUUGAGAAAGCUGAAGCAGAUAGAAUUGCAAAUGUGAAAAAUGUAGAAGAGAUAAACCAACAUGUCAAAGAAGAAACAUCCUCUUCCACUACACCUGUUGAAGUAAGAUGAUUCCACAUAACAUUGACAACAACAUAUUUAGAAUUUAUAUUAAUAGUUCAUCCCUCUCUUCUUCUCGUUUCCCUUUUUGUUUAUUUUUUGGGCUUUCUUUUGAGAUGCUUGUUAAGUUUGAUAUGAGUUUGGCAAUGCCAAGGACAGGGAGCCCACCUUCCCUAAUUUGAAUUUUGCUUUGAUAAGUGUUCCCCAAUUUGAAUUAGGGGCCACAUAUAGCUUGUCAUAAAUCAACAUAAUCAUUUCUUUGAUACAAUGGAGAUAUUUUACAUUAUGCAACAUAAUUUUAAUGUGGAUUGUUAGCUCCACUUUUUAA